GCCCGGGUCGCCCGCUCCGCCUAUAAAGUGAGCCCGCGGCGCUGGGGCUCCACCACGCCUCCAGCCGGCAGCCGUGUCUCUCCGUGCCGCCUGCUUUGGACCUCCGUCCUCGACUCGACUCGAAAUGGACCCCAACUGCUCUUGCUCCACCGGUGGCUCCUGCACGUGCGCCGGUUCCUGCAAAUGCAAAGAGUGCAAAUGCACCUCCUGCAAGAAGAGCUGCUGCUCCUGCUGUCCCGCGGGCUGUGCCAAGUGCGCCCAGGGCUGCAUCUGCAAAGGCGCAUCGGACAAGUGCAGCUGCUGUGCCUGAUGCGGGGGAGCCUGCGCCCGAUGUAAAUACGGCCACGUGUACACAACCUGCAGUUUUUUACUUGUCACGCUCCCCGGACCCAGUUGCUACAUUCCCGUUUCUAUGAAAUCUUUGAAUGACAAUAAAUUUAUCUAGACACUUCUG
Mirounga angustirostris (Northern elephant seal) is the source of this 454-nucleotide messenger RNA. RefSeq names its product metallothionein-1. Gene Ontology annotation, biological process: intracellular zinc ion homeostasis; cellular response to zinc ion; cellular response to cadmium ion. NCBI's taxonomy places the organism in Eukaryota, Metazoa, Chordata, Mammalia, Carnivora, Phocidae. The transcript is spliced from 3 exons. The coding region runs from base 125 to 310 and encodes 61 amino acids. The record is from RefSeq and is a predicted model, not a curated record. Gene Ontology annotation, molecular function: metal ion binding. Gene Ontology annotation, cellular component: cytoplasm; nucleus.